This is a messenger RNA of Dichomitus squalens LYAD-421 SS1, 927 nucleotides long. RefSeq lists its product as uncharacterized. The coding region runs from base 1 to 927 and encodes 308 amino acids. The transcript has 7 exons. Lineage: Eukaryota; Fungi; Basidiomycota; Agaricomycetes; Polyporales; Polyporaceae. The record is from RefSeq and is a predicted model, not a curated record.
AUGAUCUAUACUCGAACGGAAUGGUGGCGCACAUCAUGUGCAAAACUUACUUCUGAAGGGGAGGCAGAGCUGCAUUUUUUGUGGCAAGAAUACCUGACGGCCAGCGGCGUACGUACCCCGGCUAGCACAAAGAGUGGCAUCGUCCGCAGCCCUAUCAACACAGCUCCCAUCAGCCCCACAGUGGGGAGUCGAGAACAUUCGCACGCCUCAAAAGAAUCAAAAUGGCCAAGUCCUACCUCAAGGUCUCCGAGCGGCAUACUUGACUUCGGCUCCGUUGUCGCUGCUUCCCAGCUCUCGCAUAUCGCUGGCCAACCAGGUCAUUCUCGAACGCUGGCCCCAGACUCUCCUGAGUUCAAUGUAACAUUCUCGUUGAUGGCCUGCCCCUUGUUCCCCAGCGUCUUCCACACGCCUCCAACGGCGGCGGGACGCACACCACCACCUGAGUCCGCCAUGGGGUCCAAUCCCCAGCCUGCUGAAACGCUCUUGAAGAUAGACACAAACGUCGCGCAGCUUGCGGCGACCUCUGAGUCAACUAGCAGUGUCCGUCCAGCUAUUUUAGCAGCAAGGAGUAGUAGUACGGAACCUGGCAAAAUCAUCUUCGGUACAAUCACCGACUUCGAAGACGAACCUCUCAGUGGGGCGAUCAGCCAAAUACCCUACGGUGGAGUUCCGAUCCUACAGCAAUCAACGGUUGUUAGUACGGUCGAGACGCAGAGCGGCUCGAGUCGCAGUCUAGCCAACGAGUUUCCGCCCUCAGUCCCUAUCAGCCCGUUGGCACAAGUAGCCGCAAAUAACAGCCGCGGAAACGCCACUCAGAUCAGUGCAACCAACAGUCCUGUCUCACCAGCAGCACCUCGACGAUGGGGUGGUGCAACUACAUCGUCGGCGAGCGCAGGCAACAGUCAAAAUCCGAGUAAGGUCGAAUGA